Messenger RNA from Opisthorchis viverrini, 582 nucleotides. RefSeq lists its product as hypothetical. NCBI's taxonomy places the organism in Eukaryota, Metazoa, Platyhelminthes, Trematoda, Opisthorchiida, Opisthorchiidae. The transcript has 5 exons. Bases 1 to 582 code for a protein of 193 amino acids. The record is from RefSeq and is a predicted model, not a curated record.
AUGUUGGACCGCCUUGCGCAAGCUGUGACUGUGAGUGUAGAUGAACUAGCAGUCUUGAGCAACCUGACAGCCCUUCGGCUUCCUUCGGAUGGCAUAGCAUCUGGACACCGAAAGGGUGUUACGACUGAGCGAUUUUUUCCCGCGCAUUUGAUUAAGCAGUAUAUCGCAUUCGUAACCAAUGGAUGGUCAAUUACAUCUGCCGUUCCCCAUGCUGAGAUGCUCCUUGAUAGGACAAAGACAAUGGCUCUUCGAGAUUUGAGGAUCUCUAAUAAAGAGGGAGUACUGUACCAUCCAGUAUAUUCACUCCAAGACAAUGAAGCAUCCACGGGUAAAGAUCGAGAAAAGCCUAAACAUGGGUUCAAACACACCCUAAUCAUCACUGAACAGUUCGGAGAGCUCGCGUUGCGAACCGGAGCUGGUGACAGGAUUUUAGGCGUUCUCACCGAAACUCUUGAGGUCGUGAACGAGAGUGCGCACUAUGCGCAUGCAGUACCGGGACGACAGAAGCAAGGGCGAAAAUAUGAUUGUUACCAACACGAGAUUGUAACCGGUAGCUCGGGUGCGCUUACUGGAGGAUGCUAA